GAAAGUCAGUCGCGUGCGUACCGUCGUUGGAUACGGUAUUCCGUUCUCCAUUCGUUCUCUGUUGGUUCUCUAUUCGUUUUCCGGUUAACUCGGACAACAUUCGGGAAACAUGCUGAGGUCUUACCCCGCGCGAUAUUCUACUAGCGGAGCUAGCAGUGGUACUCGAGUGAUUCGUUUGACGGUGGAUCAGGAAGCAGUUCUUCAAGAGCAGUUUAACAGAUGGCCAAGAGCACCUUAUACCGCGGACAUUGUACUCCUCGCAGCUGAAACAGGUCUUUCCGAGGCGGACGUUGAAGGAUGGUACGCUAUCAGAUUGGCUCAGUGGCGGAAAGAACAAGGUCUCGGCGGGAAUCUGGGCAUACACUGAUGAUCGUACGAGAGCGCUCGCUAUGUGCGCUAAACUCUCGUCUCACUUUUGUACCUGAAACUCUUAUACGUAUACGGACAGAUGUAAUGGACCGAUAGCAAAUUAUGAGCAAUGUACUUCUUUCCCUUAAACUCGCAGGUCUUAGUCUAAAUUUUAUUGUAUUCAUAGAAGAGAGUUUUAUUACUUAUUG
Molecule: messenger RNA, 557 nt
Organism: Mycetomoellerius zeteki
Lineage: Eukaryota; Metazoa; Arthropoda; Insecta; Hymenoptera; Formicidae
Product: homeodomain-only protein
Exons: 3
Coding region: 110-367 (85 amino acids)
Biological process (GO): regulation of transcription by RNA polymerase II; cell differentiation
Cellular component (GO): nucleus
Molecular function (GO): DNA binding
Source: RefSeq, a predicted model, not a curated record